Raphanus sativus (radish) is the source of this 1770-nucleotide messenger RNA. Its product is annotated as probable LRR receptor-like serine/threonine-protein kinase At1g05700. The coding region runs from base 221 to 1042 and encodes 273 amino acids. NCBI's taxonomy places the organism in Eukaryota, Viridiplantae, Streptophyta, Magnoliopsida, Brassicales, Brassicaceae. The record is from RefSeq and is a predicted model, not a curated record. The transcript is spliced from 2 exons.
CACAUCAAAGAUCUCAAGUCCCAUUUCUGGUUGCCUUUUCUCAAAAGCAAGACGAAAAUGGAAAGCUUUCGUUUUCCAUAUUGGGUAUAUCUUGCAAUGUAUCUCCUCGUUUCAGUUGUAUCCCAAGAUCAAUCAGGUUUUUACUAACUGAUUCUUUGUAUCUCAUAAAAGUCGUUAUAAUGAAGAAAGCCUAACCCUUUGCUCCUUAUAUUUGAUCAAAAUGUCUAAAAAUCUCACAGGUUUCAUUAGCAUUGACUGUGGAAUCCCAAGUGGAUCAUCCUACACUGAUGACACAACGGGGAUAAACUACGUCUCUGAUUCAUCCUUUGUUGAAACCGGAGUCUCUAAAACGGUCUCCUUCCCAGCUCAAAGACAGCUUCAGAACCUGAGGAGCUUUCCUGAUGGUUCAAGAAACUGUUAUACUCUGAUUCCAGAACAGGGGAAAGGCAAGAAGUACCUGAUUAGAGCCAGUUUCAUGUACGGUAACUACGACGGAGAAAACGGCUCACCCGAGUUUGAUCUGUUUCUUGGAGGCAAUCUCUGGACAACUCUGUCGUUAAACAGCACACCCGUCGCUGUGACCAAAGAGGUUGUUUACUUGAGCCAGUCUGAGAAAAUCUUUGUCUGUUUGGGGAACAAAGGCAAAGGAACUCCGUUUAUUUCAACGUUAGAGCUUCGGUUUCUCGGGAACGACAACACGACAUACGACUCUCCAAACGGUGCUCUGUUCUUCUCCAGACGCUGGAACUUUGGUUCCCUAACGGAUUCACCUAUCAGAUAUAGCGAAGAUGUAUAUGACCGAAUCUGGCUUCGUCGCACACUUGGUGCCCAAUAUAAAGAGAUAAACACAUCACUUCCAGUUACCUCGAGCAACAACAGUUACAACCUUCCAAGUUUGCUGAUGACCACAGCACUGACUCCCGUAAACACAAACACAACAAUCUCCAUGACGUUGGUAGACCCUGAUCCAACUGUCAGAUACUUUGUCUAUGAAAGAAUAUGCCAAAGGAUAUUCUUAUAUCUCAAAUAUACUCUCCUGUAAUCUAGGAAGAUAUUAGCUGAUUGUAACCAUAACAUGUAUAUAAACACAUGUAAUCUCAUUGAAUAAGAUAAGGGAGAUAUUCAGACUUUCAUGGUAUCAGAGCAAGUCUCAAUCUGAUACUUCUCUUCUUCGUUUCUUUUCUUUCUUUUUCAUACGUUUGUGCUCACGUCUGCUCUUCUACAACCUGUUGCCAUGGCUGCUGCUGCUGCGCCAGUUGAGAGAGCCUUCGGUGUCACAAACAUCAAACAUCACAUUCCGCUCGUACUCGAUCAAGAUGUUUUCAAUUACGAUGCGUGGAGAGAACGCUACUAUGUUCUGUUUCUUGACGAUUACACACACUAUUUAUGGGUUUAUCCGAUUCGACAUAAAAGUGAUGUCUUUGCAAAGUUUUUACACUUCUCCUCUUACGUCAAGAAACAAUUUCAGGGAAACAUCAAAGCUUUUCAGUGUGACAAUGGGGGGGAAUACAAUAACAAAAGAUUUCAUGAUCACUUUGCUUCCACUGGCAUUGUUUUCCGUUUUUCUUGUCCUUACACUUCUCAACAAAACGGAAAAUCAGAAAGAAUGAUAAGAACUAUUAACAAUGCUAUUCGUGCUCUUUUGUUUCAGUCUCAUCUCUCUCCUUCGUAUUGGACAGAGGCUCUCAAUGUGGCCGCUCAUAUCAUCAACAUUUUACCUUCCUCUUCCUUAGGUAACAAAACACCACACUCUGUCCUCUUCGGUCGUGA